AUGGCAGGAAGCUCAGCAAGUCUCCCAUGGCUGGAGAAAACCAGGUUACAGAUUCAAAACCAGCAGGAGUGGAAGGAGUUCACCGAAAAAUUAUACGAUGCUGUCCUGCAGCAGAUGAAUGAGAAUAAUAUUAGGUUCUUCAAUGACCUGUCAGAAUCAGAAAAGAUUUUUGUCUUGGAAAAAGCAGCCAAAGCUCUACAUUCAGGUGUCACUUAUAAUAAAUUAACUGGACACAUCAGUUCUUGUCUGGAAGAAAAUAUAUACAGUUAUGUUGCUCUGGAACAGCAGGAUGGGAGCAUUCCUAGGAGCCAAUCUGACCUGGUGGCUUCCCAUAUUCAGGAUGGAUUGGUCAGUAUUCUUGAAAAAAGACCCACCCUAAAAGUAAAACUACAUGUCCUCUUCAAUCAGCCUAUACCAACUGCCUUAAGAGUGUUAGCUUGGAAGCUGCAACUGUCCAACACAAAGGCUCGCAUGGAAUAUCUAACACAAGUAUCUUUGAACAAGACACGCUCCGUCCUGGAAAGGGAGAUAGCACUGCACUGUGAUGAUCUGCUCUCCAAUGAGCAAACACUACAGCACCUAAAAGACAACAAGAAUACAGGAAGAUGUAUGCGGAAUGUAAUGUCCUAUUAUCACAAGCGCAGCAAAGUUAGCCUCUUAAAAGAAGACUAUCCUCUGCUUGUGCCUCUGGUCCAGGUUGUGUUGGCCUCAUCUUAUCCUAGCACCUCAUUGGAAUCAAUGACUACACUAUUGGUGGAGCAGUAUAUUGCGUUCAUGGAUUCACGACCAACUAUUAUGUGUCAGAAUAAGAAAAAGGAGGAUGGAACUAAUGAUAAUGAAGCUUUCCAGUCCAUUGCAUUGUCUUUAGAAAAAAUAGACCCAAAUUUGGCACAUGCAGUCCAGAAUCUCUAUACUUCGCACGCUGAGGAUCCAGAAUAUGCCUUGACACUUGCCAUGCAGAGGAUAUUACAGCCUGUCUUCCAAGUCUUCUUUGUCGGGUAUCUGAACAUGAAUACAUUGCUGUAUGUGUGGGACCAGUACAUUCUUGGACUGGAUGAACCGAGUUAUAAUUGCCUGCCAGCUCUUGGCUUGACCUUUCUCUUGCUGCUCCAAAGUCAUCUCAUUCGGUGCAGUUCACCCAGUGAAAUAGAAGCAGCACUUAAGAUGGGUGGACCAGCCUUGUCUAUCCAAGAAUUUCAGAUGGUGAUAAAUAAACAUUUUUACCAGGAUCUCUUCAAUGCACUAAACAAAGGAGAGAACAGCCAGAUUCCAGUACAUGAUCCAACACAAGCUACUUCACAUUGGAAUUAUAUUUCAAAAGUGAUGACACCUUUAAGGACAAGGCCACAAGAUAGACGAAAAGCGAGAGAAGAACGGGAAUUACUGAGAAGACAAGCUGCAGAGAAGGAACAGAUAGAGGAACAGAUAAGACGUCAGCAUGAAGAGGAGCAAAGAAGACAAGAGGAAGAAAGAUUGAACAGACUGCUGGAAGAUGCAAGGAGAAGAUUUGAAAAGGAGAGAUCCGAUCUUGAAAAUCGACUCAAACAGGAACAGCAGCAGAAUUAUGAAUUAGAGAAGAGGGCAACUAAGCAGAUAAAUGACUUACAAAGUGAAAUCCGAAGGCUGUUGCAGCAAAGAAGGAUGUCUUUUGGUGGACACUCCAUAGAAAGUGUAAUGGCUCCCCCCCCUUCAUUGAGUUCACAGACCCCUCCACAGAGAAGGCUAACAGCCACGCCAUCAUCUCCUGGACUGGACGCUGGGACACGUCCCGCUAUUAAAGAAGUCAGUGGAAAAACAGCCAAUACUGUGGUGUUUGACCUGUUAAAGCACAUGAUGGAAUCUGCAGAUAUGUUUAUUAAUGGCCGGACUGUAGCAGAAAAAGAUACUUUAAAUGGAAUUACAAGAAAACACCAGAAGAACUAUAAAGAGGAUGUUAAGAAUGCAGAGGUUGAACUUUUUGGCCGUGAACUAGAAUUAAAUGAGCUUGAUUACAUAGAAGAACCGAAGAGAACAAAGAUAUCAAAGAGACUAUCCCAAGCAAUAAAAAGACGGACAGAUGCCCGCUAUACAGCUGCCAUUAAAAGUGGUGGACAAAACUUGCCAAAAAAUGUUACCUACACAGAUCAUAUAUGA
Messenger RNA from Nanorana parkeri, 2133 nucleotides. RefSeq lists its product as uncharacterized. The transcript has 19 exons. NCBI's taxonomy places the organism in Eukaryota, Metazoa, Chordata, Amphibia, Anura, Dicroglossidae. The record is from RefSeq and is a predicted model, not a curated record. The coding region runs from base 1 to 2133 and encodes 710 amino acids.